Messenger RNA from Xiphophorus maculatus (southern platyfish), 3501 nucleotides. RefSeq names its product acyl-CoA synthetase long chain family member 3 (gene acsl3a). Gene Ontology annotation, biological process: neuron differentiation; long-chain fatty acid metabolic process; long-chain fatty-acyl-CoA metabolic process. Bases 345 to 2504 code for a protein of 719 amino acids. The record is from RefSeq and is a predicted model, not a curated record. The transcript has 15 exons. Gene Ontology annotation, cellular component: endoplasmic reticulum; plasma membrane; lipid droplet. Gene Ontology annotation, molecular function: long-chain fatty acid-CoA ligase activity. Lineage: Eukaryota; Metazoa; Chordata; Actinopteri; Cyprinodontiformes; Poeciliidae.
UUCUCCUUCUUCCAUCCCCACGCGACCUACCAUCCACACGCGCGUUCCAUAUACAACAACGCGAACGCGCGUGGGCACUCUCGGAGCUCACUGGGCGCGCAGCAUCCACAGACCGACGCAAAGAUCCGGUGGGUUAACGGUUUCAGGCUGCGAAGAAAGCCUGGGCACAGUCGGAGAAACUGACCGCUGGUUGGAAACCUGCACCGAUUGAGUGGACAUUAUCUUCUAGUAAAAGAAUCUGAAACUCUAGAAGAAAAGUCAAAGUUAACAUCAUAAAGCCAGAGAACUUCAACAGCAGGAAUAGUGUCUUCCUCCUCAUCUCGUCAUCCCUCCUCUCCACCAAAAUGAGGCUCAAAGAGGACCUGAAUCCCAUGCUGCUGCUUCUCUUCCACCUCACGGUGUGGAUCUACACCACAAUUACCUUCCUGCCUUCCUACCUCCUCAGCUGGGUCUCCAGAUCCCAUAGGAAUUUUUACGGGUCAGAGGAGGAACGGGCCAAGAGACCAAAGGCUUGUUCAGUUCUGGGACGCUCAGAGGGACCCUACAGAGCAGUCAGUGCCACCAAAAGGCUCCUUUCAUCGCUACACCCUGGAGUGGAUACGCUGGAUAAGAUGUUUGAGUACGCAGCCAUGAGGUUCCCGCAGAGAGACUGUCUUGGAACGAGGGAAGUGGUUACAGAGGAAGAUGAGCGACAGAGCAACGGGAAAGUGUUCAAGAAGGUAGUCCUUGGGGAGUACCGCUGGCUCUCCUAUAAAGAGGCUCUGACAGCAGCGACUCAACUGGGCAACGGUUUAGCAUCUUUGGGUCAGCGGCCGAAAACCAACAUUGCCAUCUUUUGUGAGACCCGAGCGGAGUGGCUGAUAGCUGCCCAGGCCUGCUUUGCGUACAACUUCCCAGUGGUUACACUGUACUCCACCCUGGGAGGUCCAGCCAUCGCUCAUGGGCUGAAUGAGGCUCAAGUCACCCACAUUAUAACCAGCAGAGAGCUCCUGGAGACCAGACUGAAGGCGAUCUUAGCUGAAGUUCCAAGGCUGCAACACAUUAUCGUAGUGGACAACACACCGACCACAUGGCCCGGCUUUCCACGUGGCAUCAGCAUCUACAACAUGGCCACUGUUCAGAAGCUGGGAGCCAGACCAGAUAAAGCAACAUUUGAGCGUAAGCAGCCUCUGUCUUCAGACAUUGCAGUCAUCAUGUACACCAGUGGUUCCACAGGCAUUCCAAAGGGCGUCAUGAUCUCCCAUAGCAACAUCAUCGCCAGCAUUACAGGGAUGGCAGAGAGGAUACCCAACCUGAGUGAAGAGGACACCUACAUCGGGUACCUCCCUCUUGCGCAUGUGCUUGAGCUGUGCGCAGAGCUUGUCUGCAUUUCUUAUGGCUGCCGAAUUGGCUAUUCCUCACCUCAAACACUUGCUGACCAGUCAACCAAGAUCAAGAAAGGAAGCAGGGGAGACACCAGUGUCCUAAUGCCCACUCUGAUGGCAGCUGUCCCGGAGAUUAUGGAUCGCAUCUACAAGAAUGUGAUGACUAAGGUGGAGGAGAUGAACAGUUUCCAGCGAACUCUCUUCAUUUUAGCAUAUAACUACAAACUGGAACAGCUUUCAAAAGGAUACAGCACACCACUGUGUGACAGGCUUGUGUUCAGGAAAGUUCGUUCUCUGCUCGGGGGUCGAACACGAGUUUUGUUAUCAGGCGGAGCUCCACUUUCUGCCGCCACACAGCGCUUCAUGAAUGUGUGUUUAUGUUGCCCAGUGGGUCAGGGAUAUGGCCUGACAGAGACCUGUGGAGCAGGGACGAUAUGCGAACACUGGGAUUACAGCACUGGUAGAGUGGGAGGGCCGCUGGUUUGCUGUGAGAUCAAGCUCAGAGACUGGGUGGAAGGCGGUUACCGAAGUACUGACAAGCCUCAUCCCAGGGGAGAGAUUCUUGUUGGUGGACCUAAUAUCACCAUGGGAUAUUACAACUGCGAGGCAAAAAAACAGGAGGACUUUUUUGUCGAUGAAAACGGCCAGCGGUGGUUCUACACUGGGGACAUUGGAGAGAUUCAUGAAGACGGAUGUCUCGAGAUUAUCGAUCGUAAGAAGGACCUGGUGAAGCUGCAGGCAGGAGAGUACGUCUCCCUGGGAAAGGUGGAGGCCGUGCUGAAAAACUGUCCUCUGGUUGACAACAUUUGUGUUUAUGCCAACAGUGAUGAAACAUACGUGAUUGGCUUUGUGGUGCCCAAUCAGAAGCAGCUGCUGGCUCUGGCUGGCCAGUACGGUAUCCGGGGGUCAUGGGAGGAGCUGUGCAACAGUAAGGCCAUGGAGGAGCUGGUUCUUAAGGUCAUCACUGAGGCUGCGCUGACAGCCCAACUGGAGCGAUUUGAGAUUCCUCGCAAGAUCCGUCUGAGCCCAGAGCCCUGGACGCCUGAGACGGGGUUGGUGACCGAUGCGUUCAAGCUCAAGCGCAAGGAGUUGAAGACACAUUACAAAGACGAUAUUGAGAGAAUGUAUGGUGGAAAAUAACAACUGGAAGCAGCAGAUCACCAGUUGACUCAGCAGCUCUCUCUGCUACUUCUCACUCCUUCACCUGCAGCCACAGAAUCAUAAUGUUUCUGAGCUCUCAAUGACCUAAUUGAACCAUAGAAAUAGCUUUAUGAUUGUGUUAUGAGUCACGGGACAAGUGCUGAUGAGGAAACCUGCAGAUUCUGAUUUUGGCAACUGAUUUUUUUUAAUUCCAAAACAAAAAUAUGUUUUUCAGUGAAAUUUUUCUUCUUGCAUAUGAGAGGUAUGAAACAGAGCAGGUGUUGAACUCUGAUCUAAAAAUAUUCAUGUCUGCUGCUUCAUAAAAUUGGUUUAUUUUAAUUAUAUUCUUUGUUUUAACUUAAUAAUUAAGCUUCCUGCAGUGUUGACUUUGUUUAUCCUGCAGGUCAGGAGGCAGUUAACGUUUUUGUUCAUUUUCCUUUUGUCUCCACGUUGUUUGGGUUUCUUGUCUUGGUUUAUUUUGUCUCCCACCCACAGUCCAACUGUGGCUCCGCCUGAUCGUGGGACAACAGAACGUUCUGACACAGAAAGCACAAGGUCAUUUUAGGGCAAAUGUGAGUAGGUUGGUAAAAAAUCAGCAACGGUCUUCUUGUAUAAUGGUUGUAUGCGACCUGAGCCUUUAUUAGAAAACUUUCAUAAUUUAAAGGAACACAAUACACAUUUGUUUAAUCUCCUGAGUUUUCUUACAGCGAUAGAAAACAACUUGCAUAACAGACUAAAUUAAUGUUUAGUUGUCGCUGUAUUUGAAAAAUUGAUCGCAACAGCAAAAAGUAUUAUUUCUGCCCAAGUAAGGCAGCUGAUUUCAAACAGGAUUAUGAAAGAGUCAAGCUUUCCCAGUAUGCGUGGAGAAGUGCUUGGAGUGUAAACACACUAGUAAAAGUAGAGCUUUUGACUUCCAUGGUUUAUUAUGUUUCAAGCAUUCCAACAGAAUUUUGUCUUGUGUGGGUGAGAGACAUUUGGAUUCAGUGUCACCUAAAGA